Molecule: messenger RNA, 8727 nt
Organism: Volvox carteri f. nagariensis
Lineage: Eukaryota; Viridiplantae; Chlorophyta; Chlorophyceae; Chlamydomonadales; Volvocaceae
Exons: 58
Coding region: 1-8727 (2908 amino acids)
Source: RefSeq, a predicted model, not a curated record
AUGGCCUUGCAACGUGCGGAGUCGUUAACUAGCAGCAAUGGCGCCAUAUCUAAUUUCCAUCAUGAAGCCGACAUUAAGUCCAGAAUUAUCAACCAGGAUGCCGAGCAGGACGACCUGCUGCAGACGCCAUCGCUGGAGUCGGGUGUCUUCGGAGUGCUUUUCACUCUUCAAGAGAAGGACCAUCAGCACAUUCGCUAUCAUUGGACCAUCCUCAAGUACUUCGUGACGGCAUGGCAAAUCUAUAUCACGAUUGUGAGGCCGGACUUCGGCUGGGAUAUCAACCCCAAGAGUACGCUGUGGAAGUGCAUUUCCGUGCUGACGUUUGACUGGUUCAAGGAUGUGGGCUACCAAUGGUAUGUGGCCGUACUGUAUACAUUUGCGAUCGUGCUGGCUGUCAACCUUUCGCUGUGCGUUUGGGUGGCAUGGAGCUUUAAGGAGCAAAAGUUUGAUUACGUCUGGCCCAUAAAGGGCGUGUUGUUCAGCCUGCAAGCCAAAAUCAUCAACGUCCCGCUGUGCACUUGCUCGUCUGCAUCCCGCUUUGCCCUAUGCCUCCUAAUCCAAUCCUCUCGCGUGCCGUUUUCGCCCUCCAUCCACGGAUUCCCCUCAAUGUGGGUGUCUUGGGUUCCGGAUUUUCCUUGCGUAACUCUCUUCGGUAUUGCUUCGGCGCAGCUGGGCAUUUCCUGCGGCUACGGGGCUCAAGGCAAGGCGCAUCUCCGCAUGGAGCUAUUCCCCCAAUACAGUUGCCAGCGGCCCCCGCACAUUGUCAACGCCGUCGUGUCGGGGCUGCUAAUGUUGAUCUUCCUGGUGAUUGCACUGCUGUUCAACAUGGCGGAGGUGGAGGUGAAUCCCGCAAGCAAGCUGCCUCAGGCACUAGGCCACAGCGGCGGGGCCAUGAUAGCGUUCGGAAUUAAGGCGCUGAUGACGCUGGUGAACGUGUUUCUGGGCUGGCCCAAGGUGGCCGCGGUGGCGUAUUGUGUCCUGGCGGCGUGGCUUCUUUGGGAGCACCUACGAUGGGUGCCCAGUCUGCUGAUAUGGGUGAACUGCUUGGAAGCGGGUGUAGCAACGGCGAUGCUAAGCACGGCGGCCCUGCAGGUAAUGCUGGUGUUCUUGCCGCGCAGCGCCUCAAGGGACCUGACCAUGGCAAUGGCGAUAAGCCUGGGGCCGGCGUUCGCCGUUGGCGCCGUAGCCAGUUACCUACGCAUCAAGCUCUUCCACGUGGCUGUCAGCCAUGCUUUCAGGACCGCCGACCCGGAAGCCGUCAAGCCUCAGGAUGUUUACCACUUCGCCCACCCUCGUGACGUGGAGGUGGCGGCCCGCUGCGCCCGCGUGUGGACCGACCUGUACACGCUGGAAAAGACAGCGGUGCACCGGGCCGAGGAAAUCAUCAAGGCCGGCGUUGCGCUGUUCCCCGACAGCGCCUUCGUGGCCGCGGUGUACGCCAACUUCAUGUUGGACAUGUUGGGGUUCAGCCAGACGGGAGCCAGACAGCUCGAGCGCCUCGUGCUGGGGCCCUGUGAACGCAUCUUUCGCCGCCGCGCAAUUGUGUUUCCUCAUCUAUACCUCCGCCUCGCGAGCGUGCGCAAGUUCAACCCGAGCCUCAUGUGUCGAUUCAUGCUCUUCGUGCGCCACCAGCAAGCCACACAGAAGGCGGCGAGCAGCACCGUCGGCAAAGGAGGCAGCAUGGAUCUCCUGGGGUAUGUUGAAUACCAGCGCAAGCAGCGAACCGUCCUACGUCACCACAAGGACGCUCUGCAAGCUAUGGCAAACUUCUGGCGCAUCCUGGGUAGCAGUUCCAUUUCUUUCACAUCACUCAGCCGCUCGCUGGAGAAUAUCGACAACUCAGUAUCGAAGCCCUUGCAUGGACGCCUUUCCCCAAUGCGCAUCCUGAUCAAGACACAACCUGCUUGCCUAAUAAGGCUAUCCUGUCUGCUUUUGAUGUACUUACUAAAAACUACCACCGGUGCUGAUGCUGGUUACCGGAUCGCGCAGGCGGAAUCAGCGUAUCGUGUGGCCAUGGAAUUAUACAACAACUCGCCCAGACUUGUACAGCUUUACGCCAGGUUUCUGGAGACCAUUAAGCAGGACCCCUGGACCGCCGCGCAGUACUACGAAGCGGCGGAGCGGUUGGAAGAGACGAAGGAUUAUAAUGGUCAAGGCCCAAGCCUUCCCGAUGCUGUAAAUGCUGUGGCAGCUUUUUAUAUCACGACUUCAGAAAAGUACCGAUCGGCGGAUUCAGAUCCCGUGAUAAGCCCAGGAUGCUACACAGCUGCAGAUGCUGUGGGCGGUACCUAUGGCGGUACCAAGGUCUCUAAUUCCUGUGUUGUGAAAAAAAGAAAUGGGCGAUACAUUUACCAGCCGUUGCUUAUCGCGAAUGAGUGCAGGUGGCCAACCGCAAGCUCCACGAAAUGUUUGGCUACAAGAAAGGUUCGUAUAAUAAUAAUAAUAAUAAUAAUAAUAAUAAUAAUAAUAAUAAUAAUAAUAAUAAUAAUAAUAAUAAUAAUAAUAAUAAUAAUAAUAAUAAUAAUAAUAAUAAUAAUAAUAAUAAUAAUAAUAAUAAUAAUAAUAAUAAUAAUAUUUUUUAUCUUAGCUCGGUGCUUGAGAAACCUUAAGCUGAAGGAAGGUGUUGCCUUAUGUGCAGGGGAGCUGGACGGCAAGAACGUUACUGCCCUCAUGCCACCACAUGAGGCCAAGCGCCAUCCAGCAAUCCUGCGUCGCUACAUUGACUCCGGCGAUAAGGCUCCCCCGUACUUUAGGCACCCAGUGCUGGGCAUCCACAGGGAGCGUGUGGCAAUCACCGUGCGUAUCGCCGUUAGCAGGGCUUCAGGUCUUGGGGAGGAUAGUGUCUUUAUUGGAGUUUUAGAGCUGGUUCCCUCAGAGUCCGGCAUGGGUCGCGUGUGGGUGACCCCCGAAGGCGUCAUCGUGUGUUGCGACCCGGGCUUCGUCACGUGCUUCGGGAUGUUGACGAGCGCGCUAGAUGGCGGAGAUGAAGGCAACCCCUUGGGCUUCAAUACAACUACUUGUCGUGUACUGCAUAAGUACGACUUUGCCAAAUCCUGCCAUAUUGAAGUACGGAAAGAUCUCACCGACUCGUCCAUCUUAGAGGUCCGCUUGAAACUGAUAUCCGACGAGCCCCAGCUGCUGAUGGUGGUGGAGCGCAAGGGCGCCAUCCGCCACAUGAGCGGAGACCUGGCCAAGGUGCUGGGGGUGCGGGCAGGCAGCGACUCGGGUGGCGAGCUCGGACAAGACACAGGCACCGGGGACCACCAGCAGGUUAUGCUGGAGCUAACGGUGGAGGCGCCGCCGUGCUGCCUCGACGAUUUCCUACCCUCACCCUGGAAGGCAAUGCACUACAAGUACAGAAAGUACAUUAAGGGCGGCUCGCCUAACCUAUCCGGACUUUGGGGUUGUCGAGCGGCCUUAGACGACAACAGCAGCUUUCUGGGUCCCACCAUGAAGCUGGUGGGCAUACACGGCAAGCCUAUCUACGUGCAUGUAGCGGUGACAUCGAGAGAGGAAGAAGGGGAGCCCAUGCAUGUUGUACGGAUGGCGAGAUCCUCUUUGGAGACCGCCGUUGCGGAGCGCCGCCUCCGUAUGCGUGUUUCACUGGAGGGUGUCGUACAGGAGUUACAGCAGCAAGUCGGGGACAACCCGGUGACCCACGCAGAUCCCGACGGGCUGUUCGGCUUCCCUGCGGACGAGCUGCUGGGAUGCUGCUUCUGGGACUUCCUAUCCAUUGCGGGCCGUCCGGUGGCGAGGCCGCGGCCGGAGCUUGACCUCUUGGCGGAGGCCGAGGCUGCGUUGGCGGGAAUGGUUACCGGCGGCGGCGGCGGCCUGAUGGGCCUCGAGGAGGCCGGUAUGCAGCCUGGAGAAAGGUCCUGGGAGCCGCUUGGUUUGGCUACGUACGACGCCAUGGUCACAAGCGCACUACAGUCCCCGGGUAUCUCGUGGCGGGUCAACGUCGUGUCACCCCGCAUAGCGAAGGAAGCCGCCGGAUUGAACAGUCCAGCCAGAACCGCCGCCGUGCUGGCGAAGGGAACCAAGCAGGCCAUCCUCAAGGCACGUAGGAUAGCGAUACGUUCGCAUUCCAGUUCGUUGUCCCCUAAGUCUUUACAUCCUCCACCCCACUUAACCGUGUCGCUUGACGUUACGGUUCCCAAGCCCAGUGCUCCAGGGAGUCCUCCGAAGAAGCUCUUGGUACAUGCAGAGCUGUGGUUUGCGGAAGCCAUCACGGGUGUGCUAGAGAUUGACGGCUCCGGUAAGGUUACUGGCGUCCUUGAGGAGGAGCCGGGGCAGAGUCCCGUGGGCCUGCUCACAGACAGCGGCGUCGCCAAGAAGAGCGCCCUGAAGGCCACUAGCCGUAAGGGCAAGACUGCGGUCAAGGUGGGCCCUGUGCACUACCUGGAAGGCUUCCACCGCGAUCACCGGCCGCUGCAUCUGGCGGUGCAGGUAGUGGGAAAGCCAGGGCCGGGAAACCCAGUCAUUGCAGUAAUCAGGUUCGCAUCCGACAAGCGCCAGCCUCCGGCAGGUGUCGACGGCGCCGCCAAUCCCGGAGGCAUUUCAGGGGCUCUCGGUGGCGGCAGCAGCGGCAGCCACAUGACCCAUUCGAAGGCCACCCACCUGCAGGUGAUGGGAUCGCAGCGGCCGCCGCUACCUCAGGUCGGCAGCGGCGGCCAGGCCGGAGACAUGAUGGUUGGGAUCCUUGAUACGGACACGGUCUCGGUGCAGCCACCGCCGCAGGCCACGUUGGCGAUCCCGCCUCUUCCACCGUUCAGCCUCACGCCUGUCACCAUGCCUCGCGUCGCGGGCCCCGGCGUCGUCGGGGAUACCGCCAGCGUGGUCACCGGCGCCGCCCCAGUGACAACUACGGCUCCGGCUACACUUCCUGGCUCCGGCGCUUUGGCCGCGGGCGUGGCAGAGAUUAUGAAAGCCCGCGGCUUGUCGAGUGGAAACAUCGACGUGGCUGGAAGCGAUGCCGAUGCUGGUCCCGCCGCCACCAUCGCCACAUCCCGCACCGCACCAGCCGGUGAGGUGGACCGUUCCCCUGCGGGUCGUUCUUCACCGGAGAGACCCGGGUCGCCGCCAGUGGCGGGGCCGAGCAAGGUGUACACCAAGAGGCCUCCUGCAGCUGCAUCUCGGAGAUCCCUCGCGGCAGCGGAGGUGUCCGCCGCAAUGGGUGCUGCAGCCGCAGCUGUAGAUCCAGUUAGCGGCCUUCCUGCUGGACGGGCAGAGUCCAAGCCUGCGAAAGGAGGCGACGAUGGUGGCGAUGACAAGACAACGGAUUUUACGCGCUGUUCAACAGAUUGGAAGCUUGAGACCAUGAGCUUGGCAGCCGCCGAAGCUGGCAGCGACGAGCCAUGCAUCAAUGCAUCCAUGCACUACAGGCUGACAUGCCAAGCUAUCUUCUUACCGAUCCCACUGCACUCGUUCUGCACCUGCAUGAAGGGCGCCGACCAAACCGGCCUCGGAAGCAUCAAAAAGUGGGUCGCCACUAACGGCAAGUUCUACCGGAACAGAGUCGAGAGCAUUGAGGGCAUGGGUCGCAUGGAUGGUCUCGAACUGGAGGAGGAGGACGACGACGGCGCCGGUUCCUUCGGCGGCAUCAGUAGAGCCACGUCUUCCCACUACGCCUCCCCUAGGGGUUCCUUUUUCGGGGGCCCCGGGGAGUCUGAUUACCUGCAGCCGCACCCCGGCCAGCACGGGCAGCAGCUCCUACAUCACCUCCAACACCAUCAACAUCAACAUCAGCACAUGUACCAGCAGCACCAGUACCAGCAGCACCCGUACCAGCAGCACCCGUACCAGCAGCACCCGUACCAGCAGCACCAAUACCAUCAAUUACACCAAGGGCUGCAUCCGUACCAUCAUCAGCAGCAGAAUGUGCACCUCCACCAGGCCCACAGGGUUCGGCGCAAUAGCUUUCUUCACAGCAGCAGCACGCUGGCGGAUGCGGCCGCCAAGGCCUUAGACGCCAUGAGUUUGGACCAAGGAGAUGAUCACGACAGUGAUGGAGACAGCGAUGUCUCCGGCAUCACCGGCGCAUCCGACGAUUCAGGGGCCGAGGGUACGGCAGACUACAAGCGUGGCAAACGCUAUCGAAAGCUGAUAAAGCUAAUGAACUCGUCUCAAGCCACACAGAAACAGUCACAUGUUUUGGACGAGCUUGCAGAUGCCGGCGGAGGGCAGCGGUUCCUCCAGCGGGCACUGGUGUCACUGAGGGCCCUGGACCAAGUGUAUGAAGGGAAGAACAACUCAACGUACGCCCCGGCGGAUGCAGAGGAUUUCGCCAUUGAUGUCCUGUCUUACUCGGACAGGUAUCGGGCCGUCGCAAAGGGCCUGCUGCAGCGGAACGAUGGCAAGGUGGAGCAGUUGUUUUACUCAGGCAAAAUACAGGUUGUCCCUAGCUACGUGUAUAUACAUGUGCAUGCGGUAUGUUACCAAGUUCCGCACAAGUGCAGGGGUGUCCGUAAAAGCCGGGGGUCCCGUGCACCUCCGGGCAUAGAUGAAGAUUUACGGGAGGGCUACUAUGCGCGAUUAGACGUGGUGACUCGGAUCUACGUCUCUGCUAAGACCGUCUUUCAGGACCACGCGUCGUGGCACAAUGAAGGGCUGAAGCUCUCCUCCCUUGUGCCUGUCAAGUUCAUGUUGUACAGCGGCCAAGCACUCAGCAACCCAACUGGCAUUCGCUUGAUUUCCGAGAGGUACCUGGCCAAUGCCAGGGGUGGCGCCUCAGUCAUAGUGGUGCGCAUGCUGCGCCCCGUCGUGAAUGCACUCCUUGACUCGGCCGUUACGUGGACGUACAAGGUCAAUCGCCUGCAGCUCACAUUCCUCGUAGUAGAGGGAGUCGUCGUGGCGGGCUGUUGUGCAGCUGGCCUGAUGUAUAUGCUCAAGUCGGCCUUCGACCAACGAUAUCAACUAUACGAGGCCUUCCUGUCGAUACCCAUAGGGCUGACAAGAGCCCUGGCAGCCCAGACCACCCACCUCCUGGACGACGAGUCAGACAGCCAGAGCGAGGAAGAUGACGACAAGGAGCAUUACGAUGAUGGUCCUCCAAGCGCCAAUGCGCAAGGCAGCAGUGCUGCCACCGUCAAGCGCAAGACGCUUUUCGAUGAUAAUGUCCUGGACCUGGGAAGCAGGGGAGAGGAUGGCUCGGGGCGUGACGGUGGUGGCGGAGGUGGAAGUGGCGGAGGUAGAGGCGGCGGCGGAGGCGACGACGGCGGCGAUCCCGGCGUCCUAAAUGGUGAUGACGUAAACGAGCUCCUGGGCUCCAAAUCUGAAGACAAGUCAGCGGACCUCGACGACGAUGAGCCGUCGCCGGCGGAGCGCCGGACCCGUUACCAUCGCUUAGCUGCCAAGGGCAAGUCGGCUUCCAGGCAUUUCAAGGACCCGGAGGACUCAUUUGGUCACCUGGGUGACCUCUCGCUGCUCACACCGACUGCCGACCCCACGAAUAGAACGCUGAGGCUGAUGGGCAACAAUAACAAGAGCUGGUGGCGCGCCCUGAUCUGCGGAUGUUUGCCGUUGCGUCGACGGUGGAGGGCCGGCGCUGUUUGGCCCACUACGCCAUCUACGGGGUCCUUGCCCCCUGCCCCGACAACUGGCGGUCAGGAGUCGGGUUCGCAGCCACGCCGAACGCUAAUUCGCAACAGCAAGGUCGCUAAGGGCAUGCUUUCCAUCGUAUUGCUCUACUCCUUUCUGGUAAUCCUCUUUUACAGCGUCAACUACGCGAUUCUGCUGGGGGUUACCGAGCAAGUAGCGCUUCACGCAGUGGCUGAUCAAAACGCUGAGCGGACCUAUCGCGCCAUCUUCUACGCGCAGGAGCUGUUGGCGGAGGAGGAUUUUGCGGCGAUUCCCGCAAAAGUGGAAGCCCUGCACAACGCCACCACCGCCUUGCGGGACGCUUACUUCACGAUGCGGAUGGGCGCAAGAGCCUGGACUGUCGUAGGGCCGGACGUGGAGCGGUUUCCGUCUGUUGUUGGUCAGGGCCUUAUCAGAGGCUCCAACGAUAUGUUUUACUUGUUCUACGGGGACAGCUCCUGCCUCCGGCUGCCUGAGCAUUUUCCCUGUCCCCUACCCGGCAACCCCUACUACGAGGUGACGCGUUCCGGUGCGGAUGGCAUGAUGAACCAGAUGUUGAACGAGCUGAGCAACCUCGCGGAUGAGGCCAUGGCUGCGGUGAUCUCCUUGACCAGCAGCACGGGCAGUGGCAACGGAGGCGGUAACGUAUCCUCUCAGCCUCAAGUGUUGUUGGGGCUCAACAACUCAAGAUGGGACUUUAUCUACCGAGUCGGAACCGCCGACCUGAACGACGCCAACUUGCGGAUCAGCGCACAGCACCUGGUGGACAUCAAGGACGUGCUCAAAGUCGUGAUUGUGCUCCAUGUCGUCCUGCUGCUGCUGCUGUUGGGCCUCUUCCUGGCAUUCCUGAUGCUGGGAUACCUGCCACUGCUGCGUCGAUUGGAAAGGGAGGAGAUGAGGGGAAUGCCGGCGCGGCUGGUGAUACGAGUAAGGGCUACCAGGCGUGGAAGGACAUCCUUGCCAGGGCAAGCCUCGGCGGUAGCAACGCCCCUUCCAAUGCGGCGACAGCGCCUCGAGUCCUCAAGGGAAAAUUCUGAUGCAGCCGCUCUGCUGAGUCGUCACUGGCACAAAGCCAUCAAGUGCCACCUCUCAAUGCGCGCAAAAUAUGUUACAGAGCAGAUUUUAACAUUGUCGUACAUAGUUUUUAUAUAG